This is a messenger RNA of Spinacia oleracea (spinach), 603 nucleotides long. RefSeq lists its product as uncharacterized. Bases 135 to 602 code for a protein of 155 amino acids. The transcript has 4 exons. NCBI's taxonomy places the organism in Eukaryota, Viridiplantae, Streptophyta, Magnoliopsida, Caryophyllales, Amaranthaceae. Gene Ontology annotation, molecular function: DNA binding; RNA binding. Gene Ontology annotation, biological process: regulation of DNA-templated transcription. The record is from RefSeq and is a predicted model, not a curated record.
UUAAAUUUUUUGCUCCCGUGUUCUCGCUGUCCUCAAGGACCUCAACACACACAUUUUCUCUACCUCCUUCUUCACUCCAUUCCACCGCCGGCGACGUUUCUCCUCUGGUCUCUCACAAGUGCGCGACAACCUUCAUGUUCACACACUCGCACGUCGCAAUUCUCCUAUGCUCCUUCACCGGCAAUCAGAGCGGCGAUUUCCCGAUACCUACGCCAUUUCCUGAUCUCAUGCUUCUCAAUGUUUGGGUUGCUAGGAGACCUCCUGGCUAUGCAUUCAUUGAUUUUGAUGAUACCAGGGACGCCAAAUAUGCCAUUCAUGCAUUAGAUGGUGGUGCACCUAGGGUUUUUGUGGGUCAUUCCAUAUACAAAGGGAAAGCUGCUCUUACCGUGGAGCCAAAAGCGCCAGAGUUUUUGCCAUUGGAUGUAAUCAUGGAUGUAGUCUUUAAUCACACGGCUGAAGGAAAUGAGAAAGGUCCAAUUUUUUCUUUCAGAGGCACUGACAACUGUAUUUUCUAUAUGCUCGCAUCCAAGGUAUGUCUUAGUGUUUGUCAUGAUUUAUCAGACAUAUAUUCAGUUUGUUCUGUGCGUCAGUUGGUUCUUUAGU